This is a messenger RNA of Macrobrachium nipponense, 950 nucleotides long. RefSeq names its product protein lozenge-like. Gene Ontology annotation, molecular function: ATP binding; DNA-binding transcription factor activity, RNA polymerase II-specific; RNA polymerase II cis-regulatory region sequence-specific DNA binding. The record is from RefSeq and is a predicted model, not a curated record. Gene Ontology annotation, biological process: regulation of DNA-templated transcription. Lineage: Eukaryota; Metazoa; Arthropoda; Malacostraca; Decapoda; Palaemonidae. Gene Ontology annotation, cellular component: nucleus.
GUCUCGUCGACACGGGAUGGGCCACAUACCCACCUCCAGGAUAUCCGCCUUCUUACCUAGGAUCGUCUCUUCCAGCCUGCCCUUCCGCCCACGGUCCGCACGGGCAGAGUCACCUGAGUUCCGCCCUUCCUCCUGGUGCCCACAGGGACGUGGGCAUUUCGGAAGCUGCUGCUGCUGCUGCGUCUUCCAGCCACUUGAAUUUGUUGCCAGAACAACUUGGAGACGCCGCAGCGAGCCUAAGCCUUUCCAAAGACCUGUUGGGGGGAGGAGGCGGAGGGCAUCCAGUCCUCCCGCCGUCUUCCUCCGUGUCCACCACCCUGAGCAUGCUCAGCGGAGGAACCAGCGUCUUCGGAGGGAGCAACAACGUCCUCGGACCCUCUGGCAUCCUCGGAGGAAUGGGAGCCGGGAACGUAGACCUAUUGGCAGCAGCUGCGGCUGCCGCGUCGUCUGCGGCAGCAGCAGCAGCAGCUGGUCCGGGGGCGCACGGGAGUGGGAGCAGCUUGCAGAGUGCCGCCCACGGCGUGAAUGGGAGCGGGGCGGGGGCUUUGGGAGGGGGCGGGGCUGGGAUGUUAGGGGGUGGGCCUAACCUCUUGGGAGAGGCCCUGGUGUCUACUUGGCCCCGCCCAUGAUCCCGGCAGCAUCCCUCCUCUACUCGUCCUUGUGCUCCGUUCUUCCACACACGCCCACGACUCUCACCCCGCCCACGAACACGCCCACCAGGGAGGAUUUGAUAAGAGGAGCCGGUUCUUCCUCCUCCAGCCAGGGGCAUCACCAUCUUCCUCCCGCCCACUCGCUACCACCACCCUCAGGGUCUUUAGGAAGCCUCUCAGGGAACCACCCUAGGCCGCCCGACCCCGUCUGGCGGCCUUACUGACCACCACCGGGCGUGGUGGAGAAAGUGUAGGCGAAUGUUGGGGGGCUGGGGGAGAGGGGCCAAAAUGUUGGAGGAG